CGUGGAACGAGUGAUUUUUUUUUGUUGCUUGCUGAUAAUCAAAAUAUAACAGUUGCUGAUAACAGAAUCGAAGAUACGUGGAGAGCCCUGGAGAAUGGUGGUCCCGGACAGUGGAAAUGUGGUCCAGCAGGCGGACAGCGGUGGAACCAGCGGGCUCAUGGCAAGCGCACAGCCCGCGUUUGAGGCGGGGGAGCACUUGGCAGGGGUGGAGUUGGAGGAGGUGCGGAAGUUGCAGGAGCUUGUGCGGAGGCUGGAGGUUCAAAACCAAGCCCUGUGCAACAGGGGGGGCAGACGGCACUUGGCCGGCACUAACAGCAACCUAACAGCCGGCGGCAACAUAAACGAAAGGACGCUCUGUGAGGAAGUAAACCAUUCUUCCCUCAGGACAGGGGACAGCGAUAACCUCUCAGGCCGGGACUUUGCGCUGUCUCCGCCGCAGGACAGCAGUAGUAGUGAGGACAUGUCUCCUCUCCCUGAGACCAGCAGGCUGGAGGAUGAGGAAGAUGAGUCUGUCCACGGUACCGGGUUCUUGAGCGUGCCCUGCGGCGCCGGGCCAGAGCAGACACGAGGACAGGCUCUGGCCCGUUCCUCUCAGGAUAGCUAUGACUCAGAGACCCAGGACGGCGGUGACACCGGCAGGGACCGGUCCGCCCUGGACGAGGUGGAUGUUCUGGACUUGGAGGAGUGUGUGGAGGCUGAGGAUGAAGACAGUUGGUUGUACGUUUCGCCGAAGAAGCAGCCUCUGGCUGAGCAGGGCCCUGAAUCUCCGCUGAAAUGGUGCAGGAAAGUUCUGGAUCACCCCAGCCCCGAGACAGAGGUGGCCUGCCGCACACUCCUGAACCGCUUGGACCAAACCACGCGAUGGAGGAAUGUCUACUGCAGCCCCUCUGUCUUCUCCCCUGGCCCGCCGGCAGACUCCGCUCCCUCAGGCGCCCCGGUGCUCUCCCCCGGGUACCACAAAUCAACUAACAAAUCACUACUAACCAGUGUCAGCUCAGGUUACAUGGGCACACACUCGGCUCUGAGUUCUCAGUCAUCCGUAGACAGUGAGCUUAGCACGUCAGACGACUCCAUCUCCAUGGGCUAUAAGCUACAGGACCUGACGGACGUGCAGAUAAUGGCCCGACUACAGGAGGAGAGCCUGAGGCAGGACUAUGCUUGCAGUUCCGCUUCAGUGUCUCGGCGCAGUUCCGUGGCCUCGGUGCAGUCUUUACGCAGGGGAACCUACAGUGACCAGGAGUUCGACUCCUACAGUCUGGAGGACGAGGAGGAUGGCUGCUCCUCUCUGCCCCAGAGACUACAGCGCUACUCCCCUUCUCCACACAGCUCCCCCCGCUGCCAGUCUCCCAGCACGCUGGCAGAGUACAGCCGCGCGGGCGCCCCCCGCACACGCGUGCCCCGGCGCUCUCUCCAGGGACCCGGGCCGGAGCUGCUGAAGUUUGCCAAGAGUGAGGAGGAGCUCAGACACAGCAUGCCUAACCUGGCCCUUCGCUCCCUGGAGGCAGUGAGAAACAGCCGCAGCAUGGAGGCUAACCUACAGACCUCAGGCAACCGCAUGUCCCGCCUUCCCCACUCCCCCACAGGUGGGUCCUCCACACGCAUGCGGAGUAGCGGUCAGUCUCCUCUCUCUCUGCGCGCUCCUGUAAAAGCCCUGAGCCCCGUGGGGUCCAUGGCGACAGGGCGACCGUCUGUAAGGCUCCCGGCGGGAGCGCAGGGCGGCCCAUCGACAGGCAUCCGCAGGGUACCCUCUCCCGGCCCCGCCAAGGCAGGAGGGCACUCCGCCGGCCGGGCCACCGUGGGGGGUAAGCAGCCAGUGGGCCGGGGCCCGGGACCUGCCACGCCGGCCUGCAGAGGCAGGCUCGUCCAGACACCCAGGAGGUCUCUGGGAAUCUCCAAAACGUGCGACCCAAUUGCGGAUGAGUCGUGGAAAGACGGCUGUUACUGA
Molecule: messenger RNA, 1945 nt
Organism: Chanos chanos (milkfish)
Lineage: Eukaryota; Metazoa; Chordata; Actinopteri; Gonorynchiformes; Chanidae
Product: SLAIN motif-containing protein-like
Exons: 9
Coding region: 95-1945 (616 amino acids)
Biological process (GO): cytoplasmic microtubule organization; microtubule nucleation; positive regulation of microtubule polymerization
Cellular component (GO): microtubule plus-end
Source: RefSeq, a predicted model, not a curated record